AUUGCACUUCUGCCGUGGGGUGGCGCUGUGCGCAUGCUCCCUGGCGGCGCGGUCCUCCGGCCGGCUUCAGGCCGCUCUAGCCGCCCUUCUCGCCUGCUCUGCCGGGAGGCGGGCGCGCCCGCGGGGUCCCUCCAAGAUGGCGGCGCAGAGGAGGAGCCUGCUGCAGAGUGAGCAGCAGCCGAGCUGGACAGACGACCUGCCGCUCUGCCACCUUUCUGGCGUGGGCUCAGCCUCCAACCGCACCUACUCUGCUGAUGGCAAGGGCACCGAGAGCCACCCCCCGGAGGACAGCUGGCUCAAGUUCAGGAGUGAGAACAACUGCUUCCUCUAUGGGGUCUUCAAUGGCUAUGAUGGCAACCGGGUGACCAACUUCGUGGCCCAGCGGCUGUCCGCGGAGCUGCUGCUGGGCCAGCUCAACACCGAGCACACCGAGGCCGACGUGCGUCGCAUGCUGCUGCAGGCCUUCGAUGUGGUGGAGAGGAGCUUCCUGGAGUCCAUCGAUGACGCGUUGGCGGAGAAGGCGAGCCUACAGUCCCAGCUGCCAGAGGGUGUCCCUCAGCACCAGCUGCCUCAGUAUCAGAAGAUCCUUGAAAGACUCAAGACCCUGGAGAAGGAGAUUUCAGGAGGAGCCAUGGCCGUCGUGGCGGUGCUUCUCAACAACAAGCUCUACGUCGCCAAUGUCGGUACAAACCGUGCCCUUUUAUGCAAGUCCACGGUGGACGGGCUGCAGGUGACACAGCUGAAUGUGGACCACACCACGGAGAACGAGGAUGAGCUCUUCCGCCUCUCGCAGCUGGGUUUGGACGCGGGAAAGAUCAAGCAGGUGGGGGUCCUCUGUGGGCAGGAGAGCACCAGGCGCAUCGGGGACUACAAGGUCAAGUACGGCUACGCUGACAGCGACCUCCUCAGCGCUGCCAAGUCCAAGCCGAUCAUCGCGGAGCCCGAAAUCCAUGGUGCACAGCCCCUGGAUGGGGUAACUGGGUUCCUGGUGCUGAUGUCCGAGGGGCUCUAUAAGGCCCUGGAGGCAGCCCACGGGCCAGGGCAGGCCAACCAGGAGAUUGCCGCCAUGAUCGACACUGAGUUCGCCAAGCAGACUUCCCUGGACGCGGUGGCCCAGGCCGUGGUGGACCGGGUAAAGCGUAUCCACAGUGACACCUUUGCCAGUGGCGGGGAACGUGCCAAGUUCUGCCUGCGGCACGAGGACAUGACCCUGCUGGUGAGGAACUUCGGCUACCCACUGGGUGAGCUGAGCCAGCCCUCACUGACCCCGGCCCCAGCCGCGGGAGGUCGCGUGUACCCCGUGUCCGUGCCUUACUCGAGCGCCCAGAGCACCAGCAAGACCAGUGUGACCCUGUCCCUCGUCAUGCCCUCCCAGGGCCAGCUGGUCAACGGGGCCCACAGCGCAGCCACCCUGGACGAAGCCACUCCCACCCUCACCAACCAGAGCCCGACCCUGACCCUGCAGUCCACCAACACGCACACCCAGAGCAGCAGCUCCAGCUCGGAUGGGGGCCUCUUCCGCUCCCGGCCGGCCCACUCGCUCCCGCCUGGCGAGGACGGCCGCGUCGAGCCCUACGUGGACUUUGCUGAGUUCUACCGCCUCUGGAGUGUGGACCACGGGGAGCAGAGCGUGAUGACGGCACCGUAGCCCCAGCCCGGAGUGCAGCCGAGCAGGACCUUGCGUGGGACGAGGGGCCCAGCUCUGGGGCCAGACAGGCCUUCUCCUGCCGUUUGCCUGUGCUGUGGGGCCAGUGGUGCCCAGUCAUCAGCCAGCACCAUGCCCUCGCCCCACAGCUCUCGGUGCUGUAGAGAAUGUCCUCUCAGAAGGCGCCAGUGCAGACUGGACCCCUGGGACCUUGUCACACACAGAGGGCUGGAGGCCACUCCCUCAGGCAGCCUCAGCCAGGACCAUCGCCAUUUCUCGGAACAAGGGACACGGGUGCAGAAGCUGUGCUGGCCCGCAGGCCCACCGUGUGGGCAGAAUGUGAAGAGAUUCUCCUGUGACCCCGCACCCCACAGGCCCAGCAGCCACUGCUUUCUCAAGGCCACCCCUGUCCUGCGGCCACCUCCCCUGGAAGAGCCUGUGGCCGCUGCUAGUGCCCCCUUCACCCCUGGGCAGUAGCGACCCCCUUUGUUCUCCAGCCUCCAGAGCAGAACCCCAGCUGGUGUCUGCACCCAGCCCUGGGCCCCAUCCUGGGCUGCCCGGGUUGUUUUCAGUGGCAACUGUUCAGGAAGACCAGGGAAGCAUCAGGGCCUGCGAUGGCUACAGAGGGGGCAGGUCAGAUGGGAAGGAACUGGAAGGACCUGGGUCAAGAGAAGCCCUGGUCCUGGAGUCCACCAGAGGGGGUGGGCUGGGUGAGGCGGGCUUCACCAGAACCGUGGGUGCAGGAGAGGGUGCUGCGCCUGGACCAAGUGGGGGUAGUGGCUGCUCUUGUCAGGCCCCUCCAGGCGGGGGCCCCGAAUCAGGGUGAGCUUUGCUCUUUCCUUACUGGUGCUGGGGAGGCCACAGGUUGGGGAGCCGCUGGGAUUAAGGAUCUUGACCACUGAGGAGGAGUCUCUCCCAGCUCCAAGGUAACAGGUCAUGAGUCAGGCUGGGGGCUCGUUUGAAAGAGAACAGUGGAAUAUGCUCCCCAAAGGGAAGAGGUUCUUUCAGACCAGCUGCUCUGGGUGGCCGAGGGCUUUAGAGAUGUACACUUUUUACAGACACUGAGGGGCUGGGGCAGGCCGGCCCAGGCCCUGAGUAAGACCAUUUCACACGUGCACCCUGCCAUCGGGGCCAGGGUUGUCGGCCGGAUUGCUGUUCCUCUUUUCUGAGGACAGGGCAGGCCCGGGAGACUCAGGAAAUGCCCCCGUCACAGGCAGUGGUGGGGCACAACUCGUCAGCGUCCGAGGGCCCCUGGAUUCUGCCAUCCCCCCCGCCCCCCAGCUCCCAUUCUCCUGCCCCACCACGCCGGACACGGCUCACCAGGCACUGGCCGUGGUGUGCGGCCUCCAGUGUACUCAGACUCUGAGAGUCAGAGGCCAUUCCCGGGGCCCCGGCUCGCGCUGUGGUCCGGGAUUGCAUUUCCCUGCAGCAGAGCGAGGCCCAAGGCUGGUCUCCCAGGGAAGCAGAGGCACGACCAGAGGAAGUGCGUCUCCGCAGGGGGCCCUCACUCCUCCACCGGGAGCCGCCUCUGUUCUGCAGGUGAGCAGAUUUCAAAUCAGUCACAAAGGCUUGAGAGCAAAGGGAAUUCUCUUCCAAGAAUGUCUCCAGGUUGCUGUUUGGCUCUAGAAAUAGAAUCACUUUUUUACCACAGUGAAGACAUAAUAAAUGGUGGUAUUACA
Molecule: messenger RNA, 3324 nt
Organism: Diceros bicornis minor
Lineage: Eukaryota; Metazoa; Chordata; Mammalia; Perissodactyla; Rhinocerotidae
Gene: TAB1
Product: TGF-beta activated kinase 1 (MAP3K7) binding protein 1
Exons: 11
Coding region: 137-1648 (503 amino acids)
Biological process (GO): protein dephosphorylation
Cellular component (GO): cytosol
Molecular function (GO): protein serine/threonine phosphatase activity
Source: RefSeq, a predicted model, not a curated record